Bombus huntii is the source of this 3341-nucleotide messenger RNA. RefSeq lists its product as uncharacterized. Bases 2772 to 3341 code for a protein of 189 amino acids. The transcript has 3 exons. Lineage: Eukaryota; Metazoa; Arthropoda; Insecta; Hymenoptera; Apidae. The record is from RefSeq and is a predicted model, not a curated record.
CACCAGUCUCACUCAGUCAGUUGGCGUCGCGACGCCGUCGCCAGAGGUAUUCGAGAGCCACGUACGAUACAGUUCCCGGGUUUUCUCUGUUCCUGACACAAACGGGGAGAAUUACUGAAAGGGACGCGCAGUGCACGCGAACAGUGAACACCGCGAUUCCAUUCUCGCAAUUAGCCAAGCUCUAACAAAUAAUUUCUUCACAGACGAGACAGCAAAUAUUUACAAAAUUAAGCAAAUAUUAAAUCAUUAAAUACCUAGGGAAAAUAAAGGAGGAAAUAAAAAUAAAGCAACGUGAGAUAAUAUAGUGAUACAAAGCUUUGGGCAGAUGUGAAUCGUUGAAUAUAAUUUUCAAGAGGAUCGAAAUAACAAACCUUCUCUCCAAAUAACAAAUUUUCGUAUUUGCGAAUCUUUGCAUACAGCUUCCAAGAGGAUGAAAUAAUAAAAUAAAUAAUAAAAUUUGAAUGUUCGGACGCAGCUUGCAACAGGACCGGAGUAACCAAUUUUCUUUCGAAAUAACAAUUGGAAGUCAGAAAUUGAACUGAGCGCUAUGUAAAUUCUGUUGGUAGUGCAGUAUUGAUGAGCCACGAGCUUCCUAGUUUUGUACAAAUUGUCGUUGGGAGGAGAGCUAAACGCGAUCGUUGCCAGAAAGUGAAUUAAACGCAAUCGUCCCGCACAAAGGAUACAAAUGACGCGCUGGAGGAUAACGGAGGCUGACACGAUCAUGUUCCCGAUCAGAGUGAAAUGACGAACGAGCCUCGUGGUUCCUUCGAGAAGCGAGAAACGAAGGAAUAAGAUAAGUCAGGCAGCGAACGAAAGGAUUCUUCCUGUCGAGGGGUACUCUGCUGGAGGAAAGUGGAAAGUGGCAGCCACUGGAUUUAUCAGACACGUAAUACGUUAUCGAUGAUAGCUUGUGAAAUUACUCGAAUUCACGUUAUGCUUUCAUUCGAUCAUUAUAAUCUCCCUAACAUUAAACAAGAAGGAACAAAUAUUAAAUAUAUUCUAUUUAAUAAGAUUCCCUGUAAAUAGGUUACAAUUUGAUAAAAUUUCUAGUGAAUAGGUUGCAGUUUGAUAAAAUUUUCGCGAAUUUGGGGCGAAUAGUAAAUGCAAAAAGUCUUAGCGAAGCGACGAGGAACGAAUUUCUGCUAGCCUAAGCGUAGUACUCGUUCGAUGACUCGAUUGGACGAGUGGCUAAUUAAGAAAUAAGUGGACUGGAGAUUUCACUCCCAAGGAACCUCGAAAAACUGCGUUAAAGUGCGCGUUGAUUUUAAAACGACAAGUCCUUGAAGAAAUAUCGAGUUGCAUCGUUGAACGAAGAAGUUGUACUCGGUCGGCAGUUCGUACGAUUCCUCCAACGAGAAAAGAGAUUUUACCGAACGAAGCAUCCUCUUUAAUCCUUUACUCGAUCAUCGAAAGUACUUUCGUCGCUACUAGCAACGUUCCUCUGGGAUUCAAUUGAUUUCAUUCUUUUCUCGAUUUCUUUACUAUUAAAUAAAAAUCAUCUUUUUAACCGUUCACACCUCGUCGUAGACGCUUCCUCGUUCUUUAUUUUAGAAAGUAAGCGUGAGUUUGAUAAAUCAGUUAAUUAGAAGAGGCGCACGAACUAUUCGUGUACCUGAUACUUAAAUUCGUCGACACGUUCGCGGACAGUCGAUCUAUUUAUUGCUAAGAUGCAUCUCAUCCGGGGUCACUGACUCGUGGUAUGUCGCUCGAAUAAUUUUAGGCAGCCACGAAAUUGGAAAUCAACCGAGCCACCAAGUUCGAGAUUGAACAGGAGGAGCACGGUCAAGAUCAACGAGUACCAUGUGUACGCGUUCGUCGCUGCUUUCUAAUCACAUACCUUAGAGCUUUAUAUUCGACCCUCGUGUUCUCCUUUUGUAAACUCGAGGAAAUUUGCCCCUCGUCACUCCGUUUCACUCCUGCGACGUUGAAGUGAAAAGAGAGAAAUUUCUGAGUGAAUACUUGUUACGUCCUUUUCCAACAAGUUCCAACAAGGAUGUUAUUUAAAUAAAGAUUCCCAACUGGAUCCCACUGGAUAGUGACUUAUCUCGUGAUUUCUCUGAGACCUGGAAGGAUCGCAGUUCGAAAAAAGACAAUUUCUUACCGAAUAUUUAUUAUAUUUUGCCAACAAAUUCCAAGGAAUGUUGUUACGCAGAAAGAUAUUAUAUGUGAUUAAGGAAUUCCACUUCAACUGGAUUUCGCCAUAGUGGUGACAUUUUUUUGAGUUUUGGCAGAGUGGUGGUUUGAUUUAGUAGCAUACCAGCUAAUCCGGAUUAUCCGGGACGCGAUGGCUCUAUGAUAAAUUAAGAGUCGUUCUAGACGAGGAUUCGAGUAUCUUGGAAUACAGCCGGCUGUAAAUUCACGGCAAACGUGUCCGAUUGUCCGACGACCCUAUUUCUGUGUUAAAUUCCGCGUGGAAUUAAGACAUAGCUAACCAUUUGCCUACCGAAUCUACAUCAGCAUUUAUUUAUACGCGUGUUCUCGGAUCUAACGAUAUUGGAAACACCGAGAAGGAAGUCUUGAUGCUGUUCGAAGCACAAAUAUAUAUUAAUACGCACUCGAUCUUCAGUGAUACGUAACACCAAGUAGAAACUACAGUGUUAAAGCACAAAAAAGAGAGAGACAGAGUGAUGACCGACUGUGAUAGUUCUAGGUGAUUCUAAAGGAUUUCUAAGAUACUUUAAGAAAGCUUAAUCGUCAUAAACUACGAGCUUUCAUUUUAUUUUAUUUUAUUUUUUUUUUUUUUCGACGACGAAAGAAGAAGCCUUAAAGGAAUGUCAAAUUCGCCGGAUGGGCGGCAGGCGCCGCCCCCGAGAUUGAAGAUUCAACUUCCGAUACCGGGUCAAUUCUAUCCACAACCGGGUAUGGGGUACGUACCAACACCGUACGGCCAAACCCCCAUGCCGAUGACUCCUGUUUCCGGCCAACCACGGGUGAUUUACGCGAACAAGGCCAGCGAGUUCGUCUUCAGCCAGUUCCAGGGGAUCAAGGAUCUGACCAAGUCUGGCCUAAGUGUCGGCGAGAAGAGCGCGUUCUGGCUUUACGAGAAGUAUCGGGGGCGCGAUGAUAUUCGUCACGAUCGAGGGAACCAACGAGGAUAUGGCGCACGGAAACAUUCGAAAGGAGAGAAACAAGACGCUGACCACGAUUCGAGAGUUGUGCGACGACCAGGUAUUGGCUUCGAAUCCAGAACUUUGGAAUGGGCGGGCGAGGAACGAACUGAUGGAAUACGAGGAACAUUUGUACGAGUUCUACAAGCGCGGGUUAACGGAUCGUGGAGAAAAGGUGUGGACCUUCUGGAAUGCUGUAUUCUACUGCGGCACCAUUUACACCACCAUAGGUGA